This is a messenger RNA of Toxotes jaculatrix (banded archerfish), 1285 nucleotides long. Its product is annotated as putative gonadotropin-releasing hormone II receptor. The record is from RefSeq and is a predicted model, not a curated record. Gene Ontology annotation, molecular function: gonadotropin-releasing hormone receptor activity; peptide binding. Lineage: Eukaryota; Metazoa; Chordata; Actinopteri; Toxotidae. The transcript is spliced from 3 exons. Gene Ontology annotation, biological process: G protein-coupled receptor signaling pathway. Gene Ontology annotation, cellular component: membrane. The coding region runs from base 16 to 1281 and encodes 421 amino acids.
GGUGAGGGUCAGAAAAUGAACGCCUCCUCCUGUUGUGAUCCUUCAGUCAUCAUGUAUCAGCAGAGCAUCAGAUCUGACCUCAAUGCCAGCUGUGGCUGGGUGGCUCCUCCCUGUAACUGGACAUCAGUGGACACAGUGCCGCAGCUGCCUACCUUUUCUACAGCAGCCAAAGUCAGAGUGAUCAUUACCUUUAUCCUGUGUGGCAUUUCCACUCUCUGCAAUUUGGCUGUGCUGUGGGCAGCCAAUGGCCACAAGCGCAAAUCCCACGUCAGAGUGUUGAUAAUCAACUUGACUGCAGCUGAUCUCUUGGUUACCUUCAUUGUGAUGCCCGUGGAUGCCGUGUGGAACAUCACAGUUCAGUGGCUGGCCGGUGACCUGGCCUGCAGAUUCUUGAUGUUCCUCAAACUACAGGCCAUGUACUCCUGUGCCUUUGUCACAGUGGUGAUUAGUCUGGACAGACAGUCAGCCAUCCUCAACCCCCUGGCCAUUAGCAUGGCGCGGAAAAGGAACAGGGUCAUGCUGACGGUAGCGUGGACCAUGAGCGUCUUGUUCUCAAUCCCUCAGAUGUUUAUUUUCCAUAAUGUGACCAUCACGUAUCCAGCCAACUUUACUCAGUGCACUACAAGGGGGAGCUUUGUCACUCACUGGCAGGAAACUGCCUACAACAUGUUUACCUUCUCCUGCCUCUUCCUGCUGCCACUGGUCAUAAUGAUUAUCUGCUACACCAGAAUCUUCAUCCAGAUCUCCAAGCGGAUGGCCAAAAAGAGCUUGUCUUCUAAUGAGCCACACCUACGUUGUUCAAAGAACAACAUCCCCAAAGCGCGAAUGAGAACUCUGAAAAUGAGCAUCGUCAUAGUGAUCUGCUUCAUAGUCUGCUGGACACCGUACUACCUGUUGGGUUUGUGGUAUUGGUUCUUCCCAGAUGAUUUGGAGGGAAAGGUCUCCCACUCCCUUACCCACAUUCUGUUCAUCUUUGGUCUUUUCAAUGCCUGCCUGGACCCCAUCAUCUACGGGCUGUUCACCAUACGCUUCCGCAAGGGGCUGAAGAACUGCUAUGGCAAAGCCACAGUGAUGUCAGAUAAGGAAACUAACAAGGUGAAAAUGGAGUCUUUGAAAUGUACUGCCACUGCUUUACCCUGUAAAAGAGGGAUGGUCACCGGUGAAAAGCAGAUCAGCUGCGGACAGGCUGAGCCAAAAUCCACUGAUGACAGGUGUCCAACUGUGUUCAGUCAAGGAGAAGGAGGACAGCCUUGCCACUUCAGAGCUGAGAGCAUAAUAUGAUGAA